UCCAAAAGGUAGCAUCUCCGCCGCGGAGCGGGAGGAGGCCCGGUCUGCGGCUGCGCAGUCAGCGCUCGGGCCGUUCCGGGAAGGAGUAGGGAGGACGUGGCUUUGGCUCUGACCAAGGGGAGGAGCCUCUGCCGAGCCCACAGAAAUUGACUGGAAAAUCAUCUGGUGCAGAAGAGUAUGGAGAAUCCAGAGAGGGCCCAUCUUCCAUCCUCCUGAAGAGCCAGCCCCACCAGGGCUUAUGGGUGAGAGUUAAAUCCAGUCUGUGCUCGGAUGAUAAGGGCCUGUGUUCACAACCAAUGGCCAACGCCAGAGUCGUGAGGUGGCAGAAGGUGCUGUAUGAGCGGCAGCCUUUCCCUGAUAACUACGUGGACCGGCGGUUCCUGGAAGAGCUGCGCAAAAACAUCUCCACCCGCAAAUACCAGUAUUGGUCUGUGGUCUUUGAGUCCGGGGUGGUGAUCCAGCAGCUGUGCAGUGUCUGUGUCUUUGUGGUCAUCUGGUGGUAUAUGGAUGAGGGUCUUUUAGCGCCCCAGUGGCUCUUUGGAACCGGCUUGGCUUCCUCCUUGAUUGGUUACGUGUUGUUUGACCUCAUUGAUGGCGGCGCUGGGCGGAAGAAGAGUGGGCGCACGAGGUGGGCCGACCUGAAGAGUGCCCUGCUCUUUAUUACAUUCACCUAUGGCUUCUCCCCAGUGUUGAAGACGCUGACGGAAUCCGUCAGCACUGACACCAUCUAUGCUAUGUCCGUUUUCAUGCUCUUGGGGCAUCUUAUCUUCUUUGACUAUGGGGCCAAUGCUGCGAUUGUAUCUAGCACCCUCUCCCUCAACAUGGCCAUCUUUGCCUCUGUCUGCCUGGCCUCCCGCCUGCCUCGAUCCCUCCAUGCCUUCAUUAUGGUGACAUUCGCCAUCCAGAUCUUUGCCCUGUGGCCGAUGCUACAGAAGAAACUGAAGGCCUGCACCCCAUGCAGCUAUGUGGGGGUCACGCUGCUCUUUGCUUUCUCUGCCCUGGCAGGGCUGUUGACCAUUAGUGGUGUAGGGGCUAUACUCUUUGCCCUGCUACUAGUUUCCAUUUCUUGUCUCUGUCCUUAUUAUCUCAUCCGCUUGCAGCUUUUCAAAGAAAACAUUCAUGGACCUUGGGAUGAAGCUGAAAUCAAGGAAGACCUGUCGAGGUUCCUCACCUAGCUUGGGGCGGGUGGAGAGUUCCCACAUUCUGGUACUAAAGACUGAAAGACCAGAUCCCACCCCUCAAAAAAAAAAAAAAGCAGCCAUAAGAGGAAGAAGGUUUCUCAAAAGCAUCAGGUAGGGGAGAUGUCUGAAAGAACAGCAUUAGAAGAAUGAAGUAAUGUUGGUUGCUGAUGAUUUACACUUCUCCAUCUUGCAGAGUGGACUGUAAUCUUCAGAGGUCUGGCAAUGAUACUGACACUGGAUUUGAGAUUUGUUGUGGCCAAUGGCGUGGUGUAGUCUUGUAUUAAAAACUGAA
This is a messenger RNA of Sarcophilus harrisii (Tasmanian devil), 1473 nucleotides long. It is a transcript of the gene PIGC, whose product is annotated as phosphatidylinositol glycan anchor biosynthesis class C. The record is from RefSeq and is a predicted model, not a curated record. The transcript has 2 exons. Gene Ontology annotation, cellular component: membrane; glycosylphosphatidylinositol-N-acetylglucosaminyltransferase (GPI-GnT) complex. The coding region runs from base 297 to 1175 and encodes 292 amino acids. Gene Ontology annotation, biological process: GPI anchor biosynthetic process. NCBI's taxonomy places the organism in Eukaryota, Metazoa, Chordata, Mammalia, Dasyuromorphia, Dasyuridae.